This is a messenger RNA of Morus notabilis, 677 nucleotides long. RefSeq lists its product as uncharacterized. Lineage: Eukaryota; Viridiplantae; Streptophyta; Magnoliopsida; Rosales; Moraceae. The record is from RefSeq and is a predicted model, not a curated record. The transcript is spliced from 3 exons. Gene Ontology annotation, cellular component: chloroplast. The coding region runs from base 103 to 465 and encodes 120 amino acids.
CAGCUCUACUCCAGUCCUCCACCACAUCCAUAUAUCCAAAACAACUGACAUAUAUUUGAUGGGUCAAGUCAUGGGUAAAGAGAGACUUCAGAUCCCAUAAAAAUGGCAGCCAGGUUGGGUCUCUAUUCUUCUCCCACCACCAAAUUCCCACUCCCAUCUCGCUUCUCUCGCCUUCCUCCUCUUCCUCACUCGACCAUUUCACCAAAGAGGAGAUCAGUAAAGAGUUGCUUCAAAAUUCAUGCCCAACUAGGUGGUGGAGAUGGAGAAAUCAAGAAAGGAGGGAAGAGGAAAUUUAUAACUAGAGAAGAAGAGCCAGAACAGUAUUGGCAAACGGCGGGAGAAAGGGAAGGGGAGAAUCCAAUGAAAACCCCACUUCCUUACAUAAUCAUAUUUGGGAUGUCAACUCCUUUUGUGAUCUUAGCCAUUGCCUUUGCAAAUGGUUGGAUUAAAGUACCUGUUCGAUGAUUUGGUUUGGUUCCAACCGAGGCAUGAAGAAAAGAGCAGAACUAGCAAUGAGUUAUUUACUUGAACAUAUCCAGUAAUAACCACCUUAAUUGCCACCAUUUGAUCUCUCAAAUGGCUUUUUCUUUCCUUUUUCCCCCUUACACAUUUGUCUCAUAUAUCUCUGUAUCAGUUUCUCUUUCUCAUAUGUAUAUGAAUCAUACUUGAUUACAGUC